Messenger RNA from Apiotrichum porosum, 684 nucleotides. RefSeq lists its product as uncharacterized. The transcript is spliced from 3 exons. Lineage: Eukaryota; Fungi; Basidiomycota; Tremellomycetes; Trichosporonales; Trichosporonaceae. The record is from RefSeq and is a predicted model, not a curated record. The coding region runs from base 1 to 684 and encodes 227 amino acids.
AUGCUCCUGCACCCUCACUUUGACACUGUCGGAGACCUUGUGAUCGUCGCUCCCGACGGCGACCACAUGGUCGGUUUUAGGAUCCAGAGCUGGACCUUGGGCUCCUCGUGCGCCAAAUUCGCCUUCCUCGGCAAGAAGAAGCUCCGUACAGAGUGCUACAAAGUCAAGGAGCCAGCCCACGACGUCCACGCCUUCCUCCUCUUUCUCGUUUCUGACUGCACCACGCUGCAGCUCGACGUCGUGCAGUGCGCGGCCGUCUACCGCCUGAUUCACCUCUGGGGCGGAAAGGGGUACCUCUUUACAGUACUCACGGGGUAUGUGUACGCCAAUGCCAACCGCCUUGUCGGCGCUCUCGGCGCUCGUCCUCCGCGCAUGGGUAUCACCGUUCUCCUUCGCCUCGCAGCCGACGUGCGUGGCACCGAGCUCUGGGCCUUGUUCAUUGCCCACCUCCGCAACGGCCACUGGCGCGACGUCGCAAACCCUACCACCAUGACCGCAAAGGAGAUUUCGGAGAUUGGCCCCAGCGCGUACCGUGCUCUCAUCUUCCUCGCGACUUUUGGCGACCCCACGAGGCUGUGGAGCGGCAUCGAGACUUGCACCGUCGGUCGCGACAACGCGGGUGCGUUCUACAUUCUGCGCAUCACCUCAACGGGUCAGAUCAUGUAUUCGGACAACAGUCUCUGA